GUGCUGAAAUAAUGUUCUAAAGCUUCAAGGGGACUAUUUCUCUAGAAUGCCCCUUUUUAUGUCACUUUCAUCUUUCUAUUUUAUUGUAUCUCAGAACAUAACAACAACAAUCAAGCUUCAGUCCCAAACUAGUUGGGUCAUCUAUAUCAAUUCUUUGUUUCAAAUAUACGCUCAUAUCAAAUUAAUAUUAAAUUAUUGAUGCCUCUCAGAACAUAGUUAGAAGAAAUAGUAGUUAGAGAAGCAAGAAAGCAGAAAGCAGAAACAGUUUGAGUGUUGGUUGAAUAUGACACUGAAGUUUAUGAACUCUAGCCACAGAUAUGAUAACAAAUAUAGUGGAUGUUUCUGAUUUUCUUGGAGUCUGAAUAUUUCUGGCUUACCAAUUUUAUUGUUAGUAAGUCGGUGAGAGUAUCUUUGCAUUUCAGUGUACUUGAAAAAUGUGUUAGAGCUAUGUAUUUGGACUUGAAUUUUAGCUUUGGAUUUGAGAGUUUAUCUCGAAGGAAACUUGAUGCUUAGAGAUAGGGGGAGAGAGAGAGAGGAAUUAAUAAAUCUGAUGGCUGGGAUUAGGUCAAAGAAGUGGUGUUUGAUAUUGCUCGGAGGAAUUUCAGCUAGUUUUCUUGUUGUAGUUUUAAUACUUGUUUUAGCAGAUCGGAGAUUGAAACAAGAAGGUUCAUAUGAUAAGACACAAGAGAUAGAGUCCCGUCAAGUAUUCAGCGCAUUGAAUUUCUUUUACCCAAAAGGUCGAGCGGGUUAUAAACAUGUUUGGCCGGAAAUGAGAUUUGGCUGGAAAAUCGUGCUGGGUAGCAUAAUUGGAUUCUUUGCCGCAGCAUGUGGGAGUGUGGGGGGUGUUGGCGGGGGUGGCAUUUUUGUUCCUAUGCUUACUUUGAUCAUUGGGUUUGAUCCCAAAUCAUCAACUGCUAUAUCAAAAUGUAUGAUCACAGGUGCAGCAGCUGCAACAGUUUACUACAAUUUAAAACUAAGGCAUCCUACACUUGAACUGCCUAUCAUUGACUAUGACCUUGCACUUCUAUUUCAACCAAUGUUGGUUCUGGGAAUUAGCCUUGGAGUUGCUCUCAAUGUGAUUUUUGCCGAGUGGGCAAUCACAAUUUUGCUUAUCAUUCUCUUCAUAGUAACAUCAUCCGUUUCAUUCUUCAAGGGUGUUGAGACAUGGAAAAAGGAAACCAAAUUGAAAAAGGAGGCUAUUAGACAGUUGGAAUUUGUUGAAGACACGGUUGAAGAGGCAGUUGAAGAGGUGGAGGACAAACCUCAUCCUGGACGCCCCAUUAGUGCUGCUGAAGCAGGAACCAAUCAGUCAAAAAAAGAGGAGGUUUCUGUUAUUGAGAAUGUACAAUGGAAGGAACUUGGACUUCUUGUUGCUGUGUGGUUGGUAGUUCUUGGUUUGCAGAUUGGCAAGAUCCCUGUAGCUGUUGGGUUAACUGCAUAUGAGGCAGUUGGACUGUACAAAGGGCAGAGAAAGAUUGCAUCUAUGGGUGAGGCAAUCACACACUGGCGAGUCCACCAACUUGUUCUCUAUUGUGCUGUUGGUAUGUUGGCUGGAGUACUUGGUGCGAUGCUUGGACUUGGCGGUGGAUUCAUUUUAGGCCCUCUUUUUCUGCAGAUGGGAAUUCCCCCUCAGGUGUCAAGUGCCACAACCACAUUUGUUAUGACUUUCUCUGCUUCCAUGUCUGUUAUAGAAUAUUACCUGCUAAAGCGUUUCCCAGUUCCUUACGCUCUCUACUUCUUUGGCGCGGCAAUUUUUGCUGCAUUUGUCGGACAACACGUGGUAAGAAAGUUGAUUAGCAUAUUGGGACGAGCAUCCUUAAUAAUCUUCAUUCUGGCCUUCACAAUCUUCGUGAGUGCAAUAUUGUUAGGUGGGGUUGGCAUAGCACACAUGAUCAAGAGGAUCGAGAGGAGUGAGUACAUGGGAUUUGAAAACAUUUGUUCAUAUGGAGCUUAAUUUAUAUCUCUACCUUCUCUAUCUGCAAAAUCCUCAGUCUUGCCUGUUCUUCCUUGGCUUUAAUAUCUUCAAGUUCCUAGUAUCUGCUUAUUUUAUUUCUGGUAGUAUGCGUAAUUUGCCAUUCUCUGAUAAUUUGCCAUUCUCUGAUUGUCAUUAAAUUUAACCUCCGUGCCUCAUGACCUAAAACCUUUGACAGGGUACGCCUUUAAUCCAAUCUCGCUUCUUUUAUCCACCUUGUCUACCAUUUUUUUAGCAAGAGGCAUUUAAAGCUGCAAGCAUCAGUUUGGAGUUUGGAAACAUGAUUCUUUUAGAUGAAUUAUUAAUUUACUGGUUUGUAUAUCUGUUGGUGGAAAUUGGAAGCAAAGAUCUCACCUUUCUUCAUGUCAAAGAAAAUAGGACUAUGCCUCUGUUUUCCGUUUUUAUUUCCAAUUAGAUUGUUUAGGCUUUAUCAUUAAAACUCUCUGCUGCAACAAUUGUUAUGUAAUGUUGUUUCUUAGCUUUCUAUCAAUGCAUCUAUCAUUUGACUUUUAGUGAUUACGAGAUUAGAUUAUAGUAAUUGUAAAUGAACUUUCAAAAUCAUCCAAGUCAAUAGAAAGAAAAGCCAAUGUUUAGUCA
Molecule: messenger RNA, 2569 nt
Organism: Jatropha curcas
Lineage: Eukaryota; Viridiplantae; Streptophyta; Magnoliopsida; Malpighiales; Euphorbiaceae
Source: RefSeq, a predicted model, not a curated record